AGAAUGGCUGCAGAAAAUCACUCUACAGUGGUGGAGUUCAUUAUCGGGGGAUUAACCAAGAGACCAGAGCUCCAGCUCCCCCUCUUUCUCGUCUUCCUUGGGAUCUACUCCGUCACCGUGAUAGGGAACCUGGGCAUGAUGACAUUAAUUGCUCUGAAUGCUCAGCUUCACACCCCUAUGUACUUCUUCCUCAGCAAUCUGUCACUCAUGGAUCUCUGCUACUCUUCUGUCAUUAUCCCUAGAAUGCUGGUGAACUUCUUGUCAGAACUAAACAUCAUCUCCUAUGCAGGGUGCAUGUCACAGCUCUACUUCUUCCUAGUGUUCGUCAUUGCUGAGUGUUACAUGCUGACAGUCAUGGCCUAUGACCGCUAUGUUGCCAUCUGCAGGCCUUUGCUUUACAACAUCAUCAUGUCUCAUCAUGUCUGCUCCCUGCUGGUGGCUGUGGUUUAUGUAAUAGGGCUUAUUGGCUCAACAAUAGAGACCAGCCUCAUGUUACAACUGCCCUAUUGUGGGGUCCUCAUCAGUCAUUACUUCUGCGACAUCCUCCCCCUCAUGAAGCUCUCCUGCUCUAGCACUUAUGAUGUUGAGGUGAUAGUCUACUUUGAGGCUGGAUUCAACAUCACAGUCACUGGCUUAGCAAUCCUUGUCUCCUAUGCCUUCAUCUUCUCCAGCAUACUCCGCAUCAGCACUACAAAAGGAAGGUCCAAAGCCUUUUACACCUGCAGCUCCCACCUUGCAGCUGUGGGCAUAUUUUAUGGAUCUACUGCAUUCAUGUACUUAAAACCCUCUACAGCCAGUUCCCUGGCCCAGGAGAACGUGGCCUCUGUGUUCUACACCACAGUGAUCCCCAUGCUGAACCCCCUCAUCUACAGUUUGAGGAACAAGGAGGUAAAGGCUGCCAUGCAGAAAACACUGAGGAGAAAAGUGUUUUGA
Molecule: messenger RNA, 933 nt
Organism: Artibeus jamaicensis (Jamaican fruit-eating bat)
Lineage: Eukaryota; Metazoa; Chordata; Mammalia; Chiroptera; Phyllostomidae
Product: olfactory receptor 8A1
Exons: 1
Coding region: 4-933 (309 amino acids)
Biological process (GO): sensory perception of smell; G protein-coupled receptor signaling pathway
Cellular component (GO): membrane
Molecular function (GO): G protein-coupled receptor activity; odorant binding; olfactory receptor activity
Source: RefSeq, a predicted model, not a curated record